Molecule: messenger RNA, 180 nt
Organism: Penicillium waksmanii
Lineage: Eukaryota; Fungi; Ascomycota; Eurotiomycetes; Eurotiales; Aspergillaceae
Exons: 1
Coding region: 1-180 (59 amino acids)
Source: RefSeq, a predicted model, not a curated record
AUGGGCCUGACUCAGACUGUUUUGGGUCGUGAAGUACUUCAGAGCCCUAUGAGUGGUGCCCUCAUCUAUUUCCUUUGCCCCAAAGAUGUGGACAGUGGCACCCCGAAAUACACCCUUCCUACUACGCUUGAUAAUAUUGGCCGUUCCUGGCUCAGCCAAACAAGGAUCUCGACCGACUGA